UUUCUUUCUUUCUUUCUUUCUUCCAAAGCAGUCUCCUCCUCUUGCUUCCAGACUGGCUGGGAAUCAUGGGCCCUGCAGUCCAAACCUGUUGCUCCUUCUCCCAGACAAAGAGGCUGAAAAACAGUUUUUAAUCCCAGAGCUGUAACCAUAUGAAAUACCACUGUAUAAAGUGCAACGUUGACGUGCAACCUCAGCGCAAGGCAGGGUGAAUAGAAUGCGAAGGGUGUGUGUAUAUAACGCGUGUUCUAAUGUGUGGUUUUGACGUGUGUGUAGGGCGCACUGUGGAAAGCCCUUAAAUUUCGUUGUGAGUUACACAAGGGCAAUAGAGAUCUAUUCUAUUCUGUUCUAUUCUACAGCAGGCCUGGUGGUUGCUAGGAUGCACCCGUUGCCUAGCAACCCUGCUGUGGCUGCGGUUGCCAGGAGCUGGAGGGAACUACCACUCCCACAAUGCCUAGCCUGAGAUGGCGGGGGGGGGGGAGGCUGAGGUUGCCAUGGCUGCCCCUGCAAACAAUAUGGCCGCCCCCAGCCCUGCUGGCUAGCAAGGAGCAGAGGCACCAUGGCCCACGGAGACCUGGAUGAGGAGAGCCUGAACGAGCUCUACACCUGGGUGGACGCCAUUCCUCUCUCCCGGCCAAAGAGGAACAUCACCCGCGACUUCAGUGAUGGAGUUCUGGUUGCCGAGGUGGUGAAGUUUUAUUUUCCCAAAAUGGUGGAAAUGCACAAUUACGCUCCAGCUAAUUCCACACAACAGAAGCUCUCCAACUGGGGACACCUGAACAGGAAAGUGUUGAGCAAAUUGAAUUUUUCCAUCCCGGAGGACGUUGUCCGGAAGAUUGCCCAGUGCACCCCAGGAGUGGUGGAGUUGGUGCUGAUCCCGUUGAGGCAGAAGAUUGAGGAGAAGCAGAAGCAAGCUAAGAUGUCCACCAGCUCUUACCAGGGCCGGCCACCAACUCCUCUGGGCUGCUGCAGCCUUUGCUCCUUCCCGACUCCGUUGCCCCAGGACCUGGGCAUGCGCGCCAUUGUGGAAGAGAACAGCUACAUGGAGACAGGCUACACGUCAAAGUCCAAACCCGACAGCACCGGGGUUUACACCAAGGACUCUCCUGGCUCGGAAGGGGGGCCCAAGGCACAGCCGGGCUACCUGGCGCCGCUGCAAACCAACGCCCACCUGCGCCUGCACCUGGCCGAGCGGGAACAGGCCCUGCUGGCUUCCCAGGAGACCAUCCAGAUUCUGCAGAUGAAAAUCCGCAGGCUGGAACACCUGCUCCAUCUGAAGAACGUCCGGAUCGAUGACCUCAGCCGGCGCCUGCAGCAAGCGGAGCCCAAGCGGAAGUGAAGACCCCUCCCUCCCAGCUGUGCUUCUCCAAGCGGGAGUGAAACACACACACAAACACACCCACACACACCCCGUCCCAGCUGUGGUUCUCCCUGCAGAGGCUCCCUCCGUCCUUCGAGCGCCCACCGCUUUGCUUUGCGGCCCUCCAGCAUGGCUGAGAUGUUGGAAGCCGAAGGUCUUCCGGCUUGGGAAGGGCAAAGUUUGGUCCAGCCGGCGGCCCCAAAACCCGAGUCUUGGGGAGACCCUUCCCAGAGGAAAGAAGGCCUGGGUGACGUGGAGACAUUCAGACACUUUCUCCAGAAGAGCCCAGGAGAAGCCGGGCCCCUCCAGCCCCCCACCCACCCCGUCUCCGGGCACCCUCAUGUCUGUCUCCUGGAGUUGCAGGAGACCCCAGGAAAAGUUCUCCUGCUUGGAUCUGUAGGCAGCCAGGGAAGGAGCCCGCGAUAACAGUGGAUACGGACUUUCUGGCCUUGCAGAAGAAUAUCGGGAACAGAAGAAUCCUUUAGCCAGGAUUGCCCCAGAUUUGGCUCUGUUGGGAGGUCAGAAGUUGGCUUGGAGCCUCCUCCUCUUCCUCCUCCUCCUCUUCUUCUUCUGAAGCUCAAGCCAUCGUAGCUGCUGUUCUCCUUGCUGAUGACUCCAGAAGAGAGAAGAACCCACCAGCAUGGCUGCGGAUAGACUUAUGGACAGCCAGGAGGACAACCGAGUUGGUCCUACCCAAGAUGAAGUCUUGAGCUCCAUGUAAGGGAGGAAAACCCUGGGGGAGAGAGAGAGAGAGAGAGAGAGAGAUGUGUGUUUGUGUGGAGGAGAGGUAUUCUGUUCUCCCUAGGAAAUGCACAAUCCAGCUAAUAGAAUGUCCUUCUCCAGUGGGUUGAGGUCCUUCUACUGUUCCAGAUUGCUUCUUGCCAGGAGGCUAUUUCUGGACCCUCUAUUCUCCCUUGCCCACCUUCAGACACUUGAGCGGGUCCCAUGGCUACCUCCCCUUCCCCAGCCCCAGUUGGGGAACGCCUGCUGGAGGCUUCUGCUGGUCGUCCCUUCUGAGGUCGUCUAACGGGAAGGUGGUCUUCAAAGGCUUGGCAUGACCUCAGCUUCCUUUCUUGACUCUCUGACCUUAUGUGCACAAAUUCCUAGCACAAAUCCAACCGGAGCAGACUCCCCUCCCCACCCCCCCACCUCCACCCCCACCCCGUUCUGCCUUCCUGCAGACAAGGGGGUGGGCGUCUUUGUGAAGACACUGAUUGAGGUCCGUAGGUGGCCACCGGCUGAAUCAAGGCAUGUCCCAGAGAAGAUGCUGUUUCCCCUCCCCCCAACACCCCUCUGUAGAGCUCAGGAGCCAAAUAUGGGGUGGGACUGCCUGUCUGAGCAUAAGCCUGCUUUUUUUUUUUUUUUCACACACCCAAUUCACACCAUUUGAAUUUGGGAAAGAGGAGGAGAAGGUUGCGAGAAGAACCGAGAUGGCUGAGAUCAAAGCAAGGCUUGGCCCUCAACCCAUCAAAGUGACCAAUGGGGCCUGGGUCAAAGGCUUGCAGCCUCCAUACAGUGUUCAAAGAGACUAUUAAUGGUCCAGAUGUUGGACUCACCUUGUGCCCACCACUGCACACAAACACACAUACAUACACACACACACACCAUCCUCCUCUAGGUUUAAAGGCGAAGAUGGAAGUGAUGGCUUCGUUCCUUGGAGAUGCACGGAGAUGGGAGGGAAGGGAAGGGAAAGAAAAGGUAAGUCAACUCUUCAGAGGUCACCUCCUAGCCAUAGUCAACAAGUGUUUGACCCAGCCUCCAUUGGUCAUUUGGAAGGGUUGAGGGUGAAGUUCUCUGAACGGCCUUGCUUCAAUUGUGGCCAUCUCAGUUCUUCUGGCGACGUUCUCCCCCCCUCCCGUUUCCCAAAGCCCCCCCCCCUCCGAGGAGGUCAUCAAUCCAAUUUAGAAGCACAUCCGGCAGAAAGGAACCUUCGCACUUCCUCCUGUUGCCCUCCACACCUUGGAGGUGAGGUGGGAGGCACAACUUCCCAGGGGUUCUGCGGAGGUGCCAGCGUGAGGUGUGAGUGUUCUCACAACUGUUGUUGACGCUGGUGCUGCUGCACAGGAAGAGAGGGUGUGUGUGUGUGUGUGUGUGUGUGUGUGUGUGUGUGUGGAGGGGGGGAGUGAGUAGGAAAUCCUUGGAAGGGAGCAGAUAAUAGUCCACUAUGUCAACCUCCCUCCACAAUCCCAAAUCUUACUGGGAGAAGUGGGGGCGUCCUAUAGGGAGGGGAGCUGAGCGUUAAGACACUUUGAGGGCCCGCACAAAGAUGGAAGGAGAAAAGGAGAAGGGGUCUACAUUUGUUGGACCUCCGAACCAUUCCUCAAAGCGGGAUUAGCUACGAUCCAACAGGCUGUCUCUCUGGUCUCUUGUAGGACCUGUGUGGGUGGCUGUUUUUAAAUUGUCCCGUGGGAUCAUUUUCCUUCAGGAAAGUUGCAUUCCUCCCCAGCCCUCCAUUAGUGCCUUCUACACACAAUGGCUUCCAGCAGGAUCCCCUGUGGAUCCCCGUGGCUUAAUACGGUUACUCCCACGUGGCCCUGCAGAUAGCACCCCCUAAGUGCCUUCAACUCAGUUCAGGAGGAGCUCUCGGUCUAAUGGCGGCUUCAGGGGUUCCCAUACAGUUCUCUGGGUUUGGGUUUCCCGUUUGGCCGUCCUAAUAAGGGCGCAGCCAAGUUUGGGGUAACUUCUGCCUCCCUUCUGAUGAUCUUUCCCUGCAAUGGAACGGACAGAGGGCUCUCCAGGGUCUUGUGAACAGCCCGGAUACUUCAAAUCUCUCUCCAGCCUGGAGAGGAAUUGAGGCUAUCUUUUGAGAAACGGAUAGGCUUAUGAUUCCAAAAAGCUCAUUUAUCCUGGCUAAGCCACACGGGGUGGGGGGAGGUUUUCUUGGUGGUGAUGGGUGGGUGGGUGAGUGGGUCUGUCUCGAGUUUUGGCAGGUGCCAGAAAACAAAACAAAAUAAGACAAAACCAAAUCCAGAGGGUGUCAUCCCCUGACUGGGCAGCAGAGGGCGCUUUGAUCUGGGAUUAUCAGUUUCAAACAGCUGUGGCUAUGGGCCCAAUCAGCUGCUUUUGUGCGGGGCCAGCCCUACCCUGGCCCAUUUUUCUCUAUGAUCACGCGGCUUCCUUCUGUAAAGGUAAUUUCUGCCUGCUUUUCAGCAUUAAAUACUUUAAUCCUC
Molecule: messenger RNA, 4527 nt
Organism: Crotalus tigris (Tiger rattlesnake)
Lineage: Eukaryota; Metazoa; Chordata; Lepidosauria; Squamata; Viperidae
Gene: SPEF1
Product: sperm flagellar 1
Exons: 8
Coding region: 557-1336 (259 amino acids)
Biological process (GO): regulation of cytoskeleton organization
Cellular component (GO): axoneme
Molecular function (GO): microtubule binding
Source: RefSeq, a predicted model, not a curated record